AUGGAUCAAACCGGUGGCUUUGGCACAGCGAAGAACUACUACGAAAGCGAUCCAUCGUGGAUGUAUUAUCACGGAUCGCGGGAAUACCAUCUAUCCUCGAACCAAGCUGAAACCGGCUGGCUACCAACGAUGACGCCACCGCCGGACGCGAACAGCUUCGGAACGCCGCUUUCCUAUGGCCAACCUGGCACACCAUCUUCGACCACCAGUAGCGGCGAGUGGGCUCCACAGCUGUUCAACACCAACUACGAUGCGUAUCCACCGUUGCCCCAAACGACAUCCGUUCCCGUUAGCGGCUUUUAUCGCGCUCAGAAUGACUAUCCGUCGAAUAACUUUUAUUCCUACUCGAUUGGCCACGGUUACACGGAUGUCUCACAGCCAUCAACAGCAGCAGGGGCAGCAGGGGCAGCCCCGAUGAACCUAACGACACCUUCAUACGCACCGCCAGCUCAACAGCAACCGGUGAUCGUUCCGGCGCCGGAUCUGGAAGACAUCAAGUUCGAUUUCAAGAUGCUUCCCCUGACAAACUCGGCAAGUGAACAGGCGAAUGGGGAAUCCAGCAGCAGCAUAGGCCAGACCGUGAUGGAGUCCAUCGCCCCAAAAACGGAACAGAAAUCCGUAGUUUACGAGCGAUACUUACUGACAGCCGCAACAACACCACCACUGUCACCGUGCGAUUAUAUGUCACAGCAGGCUCCUAUGACAACCACUACUAAUCCGUCAACUAUUCCGUUCGAGCUGAAAGCAUCAAUCGUUCAGCAUCCUGCCCAUUCGGUCGAUGCAAUUCUGCUACAACCCAUCGAGAGUACAUCAUCACCGGUGACGAAAGCCAAGACAAAAACACGAAGGGCAACUGGAAUCGGAGGUGCAUCAGGAUUGCGGUGCGAAGAGUGCGAUAAAUCCUUUGUCCGGCCUGUGGGUCUCACGCAGCACAAUUUGAGCAAACACUCGGGUGAAAAACCGUAUGGUUGUGUGAAGUGUGGCAAGCGAUUCGCCGAUCCGGUAUUGCUGGAGCGCCACUUCCAGCGUCAUCAGGCGAAGGAUAAGCCGUUCAAGUGUGUCGUCUGUCCGAAACAGUUCUUCUACCGAAUGGAUCUGGUGCGGCACAUGUACUUGCACACCGGGGGUGCCCCGCAUGCCUGUAGCUUCUGCGGAAAAACGUUUGCGCGGCGCGAUCACAUGCAUUCGCACGAGCAAAUUCAUCAGCGUCGAUCACUCCCGGUUAAACAGGAACAACAACAAAGCUAGCGCUAUGCGCUCCGUAGACGGUCGUAACUCAUCGUUCGUUCUCAUUUCAUCACUAGGAUAUUCUUGUGUUGACGACAUAAUUAAGGUGCUUAAAAUAUGAAAUUGUGAGGUAUUUUGUGGCAACCGGGGAAAAAAUGGUCAACAUACAACGCACGACCAGCCUAGCAACAGAUUCAGUUUUCCCAUAACUGGUACAUCCUUCUUUUAACUCGAG
Anopheles aquasalis is the source of this 1462-nucleotide messenger RNA. Its product is annotated as zinc finger protein 543-like. Gene Ontology annotation, molecular function: DNA-binding transcription factor activity, RNA polymerase II-specific; RNA polymerase II cis-regulatory region sequence-specific DNA binding. NCBI's taxonomy places the organism in Eukaryota, Metazoa, Arthropoda, Insecta, Diptera, Culicidae. The record is from RefSeq and is a predicted model, not a curated record.